AUGGACAACCAUUGGGAAGGUACUGCGUAUUAUAAUACAUGUCUUCUAGCAAUUUUUAAUUACACAAAUUGUUUGCCUGACCACCCCUAUUUGCCAAAUGACGCGAGAAGCGUUCACAUACUAGGACGGGAGUAUAAUUGCCUGAAAGAUAGAGAUAUUAUCACCUCGCGCCUUCGUUCUCUUUUCUGGAUGACUUACCGUAAAGGUUUCGCACCCAUCGUCAUGCAAAAAGGACCAUCUUCAGAUACUGGCUGGGGGUGCAUGCAUCGUUGCGGACAGAUGCUGUUAGUGGAAGCAAUGACGCGAGUUCACCUUGGCGCAGAUUGGCUAUGGACACCCGAGUGUCGAAAUGAAACAUACUCCCAAAUACGUCGCAUGUUCCAAGAUCAGCGAUCUUCUCUCUACUCUAUACAGAAUAUCACUACACUUGGUCUGGCGGUGGACAAACCGAUUGGAAGUUGGUUCGGACCAAACACUGUGGCGCAAGUUAUCAACUAA
Dicrocoelium dendriticum is the source of this 498-nucleotide messenger RNA. NCBI's taxonomy places the organism in Eukaryota, Metazoa, Platyhelminthes, Trematoda, Plagiorchiida, Dicrocoeliidae. The record is from the annotation of a GenBank genome assembly.